UGUUAGAAACGCGUACACUUCCCAUCAUCCUCAGCUGCCAUAACGCAGACCAGGAAGAACCAAGGAUGUGACGCUAAUUCUUACAUGGUACACAGUGGUUGUAUUUUACAUGAUCAUAGCUGGGAUUUUGGCUAUAAUUCUAACCGUAUAUUCGAAACAAAAACGAAGUGACUGCGGUGGAGAGAGCGGUAAGAGAGGCAGGAUGAGUGGGGCUGCGCUGGGCAUUGAGAUAGUGGUGGUGUUCUUCCUGGCUCUGUUCCUGCUGCAUCGCUAUGCAGACUUCCGUAAGCAGCAGAGGAUGGUGCUGUUUGGCACCUUGCUGGCCUGGUACCUGUGUUUCCUCAUCGUCUUCAUUCUUCCUCUGGACAUCAGCACGACAAUCUACAAGCAGUGUAAGAUUGAUCAUGAGGAACAUCCCGCCGUACUCCCUGUGAUCCCACUGCUAUCCAAUCAAACAGCAGGAAACUCAACUAUGGCCACUGCCACUAAAAGUGUUCUAAAGGUGUGCUACGAGCCAUGGAGCUACAUUCCAGAUGGAAUCAUGCCUGUGUUCUGGAGAGUUGUUUACUGGACCUCUCAGUGUCUCACCUGGCUGCUGCUGCCCUUCAUGCAGUCCUAUGCACGCUCAGGGGGCUUUUCCAUCACUGGGAAAAUAAAGACUGCACUGAUAGAGAAUGCUAUUUAUUACGGAACGUACCUGCUCAUCUUCGGCUCACUGCUUAUCUACGUGGCCGUUCAUCCUCAGUGGCACCUCUCCUGGUAUGAGCUGCAGACAAUAGGCAUCACUGCAGCCAACACCUGGGGUCUGUUCCUGCUGGUGCUGUUGCUGGGUUACGGCCUGGUGGAGAUUCCGCGCUCCUAUUGGAACGCCUCGCGGCGGGGACACCUGCUCAUCAAGACCUACUUCAAGGCAGCCAAGCUGAUGACGGAGAAGGCUGAUGCACAGGAGAACCUAGAGGAUGUCAUGGAGGAAGUGCGAAAGGUCCAAGAAUCCAUCAAGUACAACCACCCACUGAGGAAGUACAUCGAUACUGUUCUUAGAAAGUGCCCUGUGGACUACCAGGAGAAGAUGGGCAGAAACAUGGAUGACUAUGAGGACUUUGAUGACAAACAGAACACCUAUCCCAGUGAGAAGAGCCUGGUGAAGCUUCACAAACAAGUAAUUUACGCAGUGCAGAGACACAACCGGACCCGUGUCCAGUGGCUGAUCCUCCUGCAGCAGGCUAUGCACCUGGAGGACGUGGCCAAGAAUGAGACCAGCUCAGCCCACCAGUUUGUCCACAGCUUCCCCUCCACAGAACCAACUAGCUGGCUCAGCCGAUACUUUUACACCCCUACCGUAGAGUGGUACUGGGAGUGCCUGCUGAAACAUUGGUUCUACCGGCUGCUGGCUGUGGUGUUGUCUCUGUUUUCUGUGGCCGUGGUGUGGUCUGAGUGCACCUUCUUCAGCACCCGACCCGUCCUCUCUCUCUUCGCUGUCUUCAUCCAGCUCGCUGAGAGAGACUACAACUACUUGUACAUUGAGAUGGCGUGCUUCAUCACCAUCUUCUUCCUGUGCACCUGUGUUUACUCCACUGUGUUCCGGAUCAGAGUGUUCAACUACUACUACCUGGCCUCCCACCACCAGACUGACGCCUACAGCCUGCAGUUCAGUGGCAUGCUGUUCUGCCGUCUGACCCCUCCUCUGUGUCUGAACUUCCUGGGUCUGAUCCACAUGGACUCUGCUAUCUCCCACCAACAGAAGGAGCAGACGGCCUACACCUCUAUCAUGGGUUCUAUGAGGGUCCUAUCGUUCAUAGCUAAUGGCUUCUACAUCUAUUACCCCAUGCUCAUAUUGCUGCUCUGCAUCGCUACCUACUUCAGCCUGGGCACCCGCUGUCUGAACCUCCUGGGCUUUCAGCAGUUUGUGGGAGACAAUGAAAUGACCUCUGACCUGAUCGAUGAGGGCAAGGAGCUCAUUCGGCGAGAGAAAAGAAAGCUCCAAAGGAUUGAGGAUGGAGAGAACCGACGAAGGGAGUGGAAAGAGCGCUAUGGUAACACCCGGGAAGACACCGCCAGGAAUAGGAUUAGAAAUGAAGCAGCUGAAAUGACAGAGACCAGCUACUCCGAUACUGUCCCUAACACUAGACAGGCCAAGUACUCUCGGACUGGCAGAGGAACAGAGAGAGACUCUAUAGAACUUCUCCAGGAUGCAGAGCCUUUGGACUUCAAUGCAGAGACCCUUUCAGACGACCCUCUUGAAUCAGGUUCCACCAGACAUGUACCAGGCAGGUACCUGUCCAUGUCCUCGUCACGGAGCAGAAUCUUUGAUGACGUUUGAGAGAAGUAGAGAGGGGAAGUCGAAGGAACAGGAAAGCUAGAACCACACGUUCAUUUUCAUCCUCCACUUUUCAGGGAAGACCAUACGAAGGAGAGACGCUCUCUCAACCUCUGUGAAUGUAGCAAGCACAUGACCUCUAUCUCACACUACACUGUUGGCCUGAUGUAUCUGCUACCCUUCGUUUCCAAUAGCUUGUCGCCUGUCAGAACACUCCAGUGGCUGUUAAUAUACACUUCCCCAUUAGGCAGAUAGCUGUCCUCCCAGUGCCAGCCAGUGUGCAUCAUGUCAUGAAUGCAUGAACCUGUACCCUAUUUGGGCUUAUCAUUGUUAAUCCGUUUUGUUAUUUCAUUUGUUACUUAUGUGCAUGAAUUUCUAUUAAAGGUCCUCUGUUCAUUUGAUACCCACUGGGAUGUGUCUUCCAUCAGAAAUCUGGUUGACGGGUUGAGCGAAUUGUUUUUUUUUGUUGAGAAGAUAAGUAAUUAACACUAAUGAAGGAUAUUGUGGAAGGGGGAGACUUAUACAAUACCGUUCAAAAGUUUGGGGUCACUUAGAAAUGUCACUUAGAAAUGUCCACUUUUUCUUUGUCCAUUAAAAUAACAUCAAAUUGAUCAGAAAUAGAGUGUAGACAUUGUUAAUGUUGUAAAUGACUAUUGUAGUUGGAAACGACAGAUUUUUAUUGGAAUAUCUCAUAGGCGUACAAGAGGCCCAUUAUCAGCAGCCAAUGUGUUCCAAUGGCACGUUGUGUUAGCUAAUCCAAGUUUAGCAUUUUAAAAUGGCUAAUUGAACAUUAGAAAACCCUUUUGCAAUUAUGUUAGCACAGCUGAAAAACUGUUGUCCUGAUUAAAGAAGCAAUACAACUGGCCUUCUUUAGACAAGUUGAGUAUCUGGAGCAGCAGCAUUUGUGAGUUCAAUUACAGGCUCAAAAUGGCCAGAAACAAAGCUCUUUGUAUUCUUGUUCUGAGAAAUUAAGGCUAUUCCACGUGCUAACAUAAUUGCAAAAGGGUUUUCUAAUGUUCAAUUAGCCAUUUUAAAAUGAUCAACUUGGAUUAGCUGACACAGCGUGCCAUUGGAACACAUGAGUGAUGGCUGCUGAUAAUGGGCCUCUGUACGCCUAUGUAGAUAUUCCAUGAAAAAAUUCUGCCGUUUCCAGCUACAUUAGUCAUUUACAACAUUGACAAUGUCUACACUGUAUUUCUGAUCAAUUUGAUGUUAUUUUAAUGGCCAAAAAAUGUCCUUGUUUUUUAAAGAAAAGCACAUUUCUAAGUAACCCCAAACCUUUGAAUGGUAGUGUGUGUGUGUGUGUGUGUGUGUGUGUGUGUGUGUGUGUGUAUAUAUCUCUUUUUUUAAUGCGUUUAUAUUUAUCUCCUAAAAGUUCCUAACUACCUACUUAUUUAACUGUGCCAGAAAAAUAGAAAUAGUGGAACAAAUGAUCAAUGUUUCAAUGAAUUAGUCUUGUGUUGUCACUUGUCAGUCUUGUAGAAUUCUAUGAUUUCUGGUUUAUGGAAGGAUGGACAGUUGCUUGGGACUGUUUCUGAAGCUGCUACCAUAGAAACCAAGUGUACAGUAGACAGUCCUCUAUUUCUUGUAUAAUCUAUGUGAUCCAGCCCAUACUGAGCUAACACGCAUGGUGUUUAUACUGCCCACAGAGCUGAAUACUAACUUGAGAUGUGUGUUGUUAACUCACAUUAUUUGUGCAAGGGAAUUGAUGUCAGAUUAGUGCAAAUCGGAACUCAAGUUGGAAUUCGGCCCAUAACGCUAGAGAUGUUGUUGCAAUUGGAGGUCAACUGAUACAGCUGUUAUGUAUUGUUAUGUAUACUCUCUUUUCUAUUCCUGAUGUCAGAAUGACCUUAAACUUUUUGUGUUUGAGAAUUUAUUUGUUUAAAUUCUGUUGAAAGGCCUGUUUAAAAAAAAAAAUUGGCAAUAUUGUGUCAUUGACCGCUGGACAUUUAGUAAACUAUUUAGAAUUGUAGGUGUUAAAGAAUCUACUGAAGUCUUUUUGGGGUAUCAUUGUGCCAUUUUAAUGUUUUUAUUUGUGUUUAUUCGGCUGCAUUACGAAAAUGGCAAAUGCACAUUUUCCCAAUUAUGAUUCCAUUUUUGGUUUUAAUUACUUGGCUCAAUCAACAAAAACAAGUGACCUUCAAAUGUCUUACUUUUUAAAUAUUUAUCCUUACAUUGAUCAAGAGGUCUUGCUGGCAGGUACAGCAAAGCAACAGGCCAUUUACAUCUCUGAAAUACUGUACAUUCCCAAACAUCUUUCAAGGCAGGUUCCCAAAAGACGGACUGCACAAUGUGUCAACAUGGAAGAACUACUGUACGAGCUCUAGUUGGAUUGAGUAAUUCAGAUGUAACACACACACACACACACACACCAUAGCAUGCAGGUUAAAUGCAUGAUAUUCAUAUUUGAAGGAGAUAGACAAUUAUCCUAAAAUCAUGUUAAAUUAUAAUUCAAUGUAAUCUGCUGUAAAUAAUAUUUUAGAUUUAACCAGAAAAGUCUCUUUCCAUGUCUUUGUUAAUGAUGCACUGUUGUAUAUUUUGUUUGCUUUUUUGUUUUGUUUUAUAUUGUUCUUUUAAUAUAGCAGACAGAAAAGGUCAACACAUGUACAACAUGCUAUUUAUUGUAAAUGAAUUGAACUACAUCUGUUUAGAAUCCCAUUUACCUUAAUCUCCUUAAAAUCUCUGUAAGAAAUUAAUGAAAGUUCCUAAUGAAUUAUACUGUAGUGUUAGUGAGAUGGGUAACCUCACACUGAUGAUUUUGGUGAAGACGUUUUUGCUUUGUAUCUUGAAAUAUAUUAUGUACAGGUAUAUUUCAUUUUCUUUGCACAUGUACUCUGAUGCUGGAAUGUUAUAAUUUAUUAAACCCAGGUGUUGGACCUCUGUGGUUUUUUAAAAAUGUAGUAUUUAGACUAAAGUGUUGUGGAAUGAAAUAAAACCUCUUAAUUAUG
This is a messenger RNA of Oncorhynchus keta (chum salmon), 5265 nucleotides long. Its product is annotated as G-protein coupled receptor-associated protein LMBRD2B-like. The record is from RefSeq and is a predicted model, not a curated record. The transcript has 18 exons. Gene Ontology annotation, cellular component: membrane. Lineage: Eukaryota; Metazoa; Chordata; Actinopteri; Salmoniformes; Salmonidae. Gene Ontology annotation, biological process: adrenergic receptor signaling pathway. Bases 110 to 2320 code for a protein of 736 amino acids.